GAAACCGCAGCUGCACGCCGGCCGUGGCGCGGGGCUUGCCUUUGCUUGGUCGGGCUUUCAUCUCAGAGAGUUUCUUCGAGUCGAAGCACGAGAUGUACACGAAAGCCAUCAAGGCCUGGCACGUUUGCACCGAGACCUUCAGCGGAGGCUUCUGGGAGUUUCGUUUGGGCCCCUGGGAUUGGCCGGAGCUCGCCGGGCUCUCGGAGCUUUCGGAGGGGAGGCGCUCGGAGCUGCACUUCUUCAUGUGUGCUCCAAGCCCGGAGAGCCCAGAAAAGGCCGCGCUCUUCACGGGGCAAACGGAGAUGAUGACGGUGGCUCCACCGAGUCGUGCCUGUGCUAGCAAUCUCUCGAUCUUGCUGAAAGAAGCCGUGCCUGUGACCUUGGACCACGGCCUUCGUCUGAAUGGGAAGCUUCUGGAAACUCGGAGCUCGCCGCGGAGGGCGCGCUUUGCCUUGGGUGGAACGGAGCAGGACGUUCUCAACGACCUGCUUGCAUCCCUGCAGAGCCGGGCGGUGCGGCGCGAAAGAGUGUGGCGCCGUCCGAAGCUUCGGGCGGCUGUUUGCGUCGCGGGCCUCGCCCGCAGCUUUCACUUGCCUCGGGUGCACGAAUCCAUCGCGAAUGCCACCAGGAGCCUGAAAGCUGAAACUCAGAUUUUCUACGUGCUGGACCUGCAGGGGCGAUCUUUAGAAGAGUUCGAUCGAGGCUUCACCGCCUUGCCUCCGGAUGGCAUGGUGCUUUACGAUGAGGUGCGCGGAACUGGUCUCAGGCUGCCGCAGUGUCACUGGGCGACGCCAUUUCACGCUCACAAGCAAUUCGAGAAGUUUCGCAGCUGCUUCCAUCUCAUCAGGGCGGCCGAGAAGGCACAGCGGAGACGUUUCGACUGGGUGUUGCGGUUGCGUCCAGACUUCGAAUGGCUGGCGCCUAUUGGCAAUCUGAGGGGGUUCUCCACGAAGAAGGUGCAUAUUGUGCUGCACUGGAGCACUCCAUGGAGCUUCUUUGACACCACGGACUUCUUCGCUUUGGUCCCGCGGGAGCACUUCUGGGCCUACUUCGGCGUCGGCUGUCCCUCGCAGCGGUCCCUGCGAGCCGCAAAGGCUGAGGACUUUUGCUUCAACCUGUGGUGCAAUGCAACGAAGGGCCGAUGGGACACCUGCGUUGCCCAUCCCGAAUGCGUGCUUCAGCUUCGGUUCCGGGAGCGCCGAAUCCUCGUGGAGCCCUUUCCGCCAGUCAUGCAAGUGGUGCGCGAGCCGCACGGGCGAUGCCACGCGGGUGAUCAAAAAUGCCUCACCGGAUGGCAGAAGAUGACACACUGGCCCUUC
Symbiodinium necroappetens is the source of this 1319-nucleotide messenger RNA. The record is from the annotation of a GenBank genome assembly. Lineage: Eukaryota; Dinophyceae; Suessiales; Symbiodiniaceae.